Molecule: messenger RNA, 2037 nt
Organism: Rubroshorea leprosula
Lineage: Eukaryota; Viridiplantae; Streptophyta; Magnoliopsida; Malvales; Dipterocarpaceae
Source: the annotation of a GenBank genome assembly
AAAUGUUUCAGUCAUAGAAUCAGGAAUAAACCAAAAGGAGGAAAACAGACAAAUCCGAAGAAAAUGUAAGAGAAAAAUUCAUUCUCUCUCCUCCUUCUUCGUCACAGAGAAAGUUCCGAUUGUGUUUCUAUUCUUGUGAGCGAAUCUCUCACUGAUUGUGUUUCUAUUCUUGUGAGCAAAUCUCUCGAUCUCCACAUUCUUCUCUGGUGCACACUCUUCCCCAAAUACCUGACAACCGCCCCGUCAUUUGAGUUGAUGGUUUUGGAAGUGUUUUUGGGAGGUACCCGUGGCGAAUUGUUGCUGUGAGGGAUACUUGGAAUCUCUGGAUUUUUUUUUUUCAUUCAGCAAGUGAUCUGGAAUUAAAUUAGAGAAAAUUUUGUGGUGUGUUUGUUCGUUUGUAAAAGUAUGAGUCAGGGUUAAGAUUCUGUAGAAUUGUGUAGUUAUGAUGUUCCCAAUCGUAUUCAGUGUGAAAAUGAGUUGGUAUUUUUUUGGUAUUUUUUGGGAGUUUGAAGAAUAAUUGAAGAAUUAGAAGGAAAAAAGAAGAGAGAAUAAUUUGAGGCCCUCGCUCUAGACAUUGGAUGGGUAAUAAGCUGGGGAGAAGAAGACAAGUGGUGGAUGAGAGAUAUACAAGGCCGCAAGGGUUGUAUUUUCAUAAAGAUGUGGAUAUUAAGAAGCUUAGAAAGCUAAUACUUGAAUCAAAGCUUGCUCCAUGCUAUCCUGGUGAUGAAGAAUGCCAUUGUGAUCUUGAAGAGUGCCCAAUUUGCUUUUUGUGUUAUCCUAGUCUCAACAGAUCAAUGUGUUGCAUGAAAGGCAUUUGUACGGAGUGUUUUUUGCAGAUGAAGAAUCCAAAUUCCACCCAUCCUACACAAUGUCCUUUCUGUAAAACUGCAAAUUAUGCUGUAGAGUAUCGAGGCAUAAAAACAAAGGAAGAAAGGGGCAUGGAUCAAAUUGAAGAACAACGUGUAAUAGAGGCCAAAAUUAGAAUGAGACAACAAGAACUUCAGGAUGAAGAAGAGAGAAUGCACAGAAGACUAGAAUUGAGUUCUUCAAGAAUUCCUGUUGCACUGGGGGAGGUUCCAUACAGCUCAGCAGCCGCUCAAUGCUCUGGGGGACCUGUUGAAUAUGAAGAGGAAGUUUCUUCUCACAAUUCACGAGCUGCCUCAAUGAUAAGACAGCGAUCAAGCCCUAGAGCAAACAGGGAUGAUGAGUUUGAUUUGGAUCUUGAGGACAUUAUGGUCAUGGAAGCAAUCUGGCUUUCCAUUCAGGAUAACAGCAGACAGAGAAAUCCAGCUUAUAGAGAUGCUACUUCUUCUGAAGAGUUUGUUGCUGACAGCUGCUAUGUUUUUCCAGUCAUGGCCCCAAUGGCUAGUUCAUCUUCCCCUUCUGGUGGUCUUGCCUGUGCAAUAGCUGCCCUUGCUGAACGUCAGCAAAUGGGCAGGGAAACUUCUUUUAAUAACCCUAACGGAAAUGUGUCAGCCUUCACUAUACUUCCUGUCAGCAGUAGGUUUUACAACAGGGUGGCACCAGAAGCAGAGAACUAUCAUCCAGCAGGGAGCUCAAUUGACAUGCCAGCCGAUUGUAGUAUUGCACCAGCAAGGGAUGAAGGUGAAUGGGGUGUAGAUCCUGCAUCAGACGUUGCUGAAGCAGGGACAAGCUAUGCAAGCUCGGAUGUGACAGAAGGUUCUGGUGAAAUUUCUGUGGUGCCACAACCAGCUGAAAUUGGGGGCCCUAUUCAAAAUAUCCCUGGAAUCGUGCCAGAGAGUUUUGAGGAGCAGAUGAUGCUGGCAAUGGCCGUAUCUCUUGCUGAAGCUCAAGUUGUGACUAGUGGGCCAGGCGUUCCAUGGCAAUAGAUUUAUGGCAUAGCUACAAAUGGUUGUUUUUCUCAAACAAAUGUCAAUGGCCACUGGGUAGUCAGCCAACCGGGCUUUGACAAAUCGUCAAAUAGAUGCACGCCAACUAUAUAAAGGUGAUGGUAAUGAUGAUCACUUUUCCACACACUCUAAUUCCAUAUAGAGAUAUUAAACAUAGCAGAUUAUU